This is a messenger RNA of Zygotorulaspora mrakii, 1251 nucleotides long. RefSeq names its product purine-nucleoside phosphorylase. Gene Ontology annotation, molecular function: catalytic activity. NCBI's taxonomy places the organism in Eukaryota, Fungi, Ascomycota, Saccharomycetes, Saccharomycetales, Saccharomycetaceae. The transcript has a single exon. The coding region runs from base 1 to 1251 and encodes 416 amino acids. Gene Ontology annotation, biological process: nucleoside metabolic process; transmembrane transport. The record is from RefSeq and is a predicted model, not a curated record. Gene Ontology annotation, cellular component: endoplasmic reticulum.
AUGCUUGCCGCCAAUCUGUUGACUCUAGCACUCGCUCCAGCAGCGCUCGCUUUUCCACUUUUCAAGAGAAGUGCCAAUUCUUCCAAUUUUCUUGAUACUCCACAGGUCAAUUCAUCAGAGAUUGCCAACAACUUUACUAUUAGUACAAAUGCAACUCAGACGGUGUCUUUGAUUCAACCAGCUAGCACUUCUACUGGGGAUAUUUCUGUUGGAAGCGGUGGGAAAUUUGGCUCCAUUUUCAAGCCAAAGGUCUUCAUUGUCAACAUGUUCACGAGGGAGGAGACAACAUGGAUCACAAACGAGAAUCUGACUGUUAACAUCACAGUGCCAAUGCUUUCGCCAUUGUACCCACAUGUUCAUUCUAACGAAAACUUCACCGUCAUGUCAUUCACUACUGGUGAGGGUGAAAUCAACGCUGCCUCUUCCAUUACUGCGCUACUAAUGUCGCCUUUGUUUGACUUCUCAGAGACUUAUUUCAUCGUUUCCGGUAUUGCUGGCGGUUCUCCAAAUCUAACGACAAUCGGCUCUGUUACUUUCCCUAAAUAUGCAGUUCAAGUUGGUUUAGCUUAUGAAAUUGACUCAAGGGAGAUUCCUUCUGAUUGGCCAUACGGCUACGUCAAUUUCGGUACCAACAGAACAAAUAUGCCACCAAGUACUAUCUACGGGUCUGAAAUUUUUGAACUGAACGAAAACUUGAGAAACAGAGCAAUGUGGUUGGCUUCAAAUGUUUCUUUGAGUAAUGGUACUGUUGGAAACGUUGCAUUCAGAGACAGAUACAAUAGUUCCUUAGCCGCAUAUCAACCACCAAAGAUUGUCGCCUGUGACACUGCUACUUCUGACGUAUACUGGUCUGGUAACAAUAUUGCAAAAGUAGUUGAAGAUUUUUUUGCCGUAAUAUCCAAUAACACUGCGACCUACUGUUCAACUCAGCAGGAAGACAACGCGACUCUAGAAGCAAUUAUGAGAGCUGCCCAGUUCGGCAUUGCUGACUAUAAUAGAGUCGUGAUACAGAGAGGUAUCAGUGAUUUCGAUAGAGCUCCUCCAGGUUUGAAUGCCACUGAGUUCUUUUUCGAUGCGAACCAAGGUGGGUCCCGUGCAGCAGUCAAUAACUUGUACACCGUUGGUUCUGUGUUGGUAAACGAUAUCAUUGAAAAUUGGGAUUCACUAUACCAAGUCAAUCAUUUCCAACCUGGAAAUUAUAUUGGUGACUACUUUGAAACUCUAGGAGGCGACAAGAACUUCAAAAAAUAA